AUGAUUUGGAAGAGGCUUAUUCGAGUUCGGGCCCAAGCACAACCUCAUAUUCGCUGGGUGGUGGGGCAAGGAAAAAUCUAUUUUUGGGAUGAUAUAUGGCUCGGAGAGUCCGCCCUUAGGGACCUCGCACAUGAUGAUAGAGGAUGCCCGAACGCCCUGGUCGGGGAUUUCAUCCGGGAAGGGAUCUGGGACGAGUCCAAGAUCCGGAUGCUACAUUCUCGAGCUGGCCUCCCACAACGAACCAUUGAACAAAUCCUUGGCACACCGAUUGUUGACGGGGGUCCGGAUAUCCCGAGAUGGGACCUCUCACGGUUCGGGGACUUCUCCCUCACCACGACUUGGGAGACCAUCCCAACACAACUUCCUAUCGUCCGGGGAUUGGAUGACAUUUGGAAGGCUGGCCUUACUUCCUCAAUCUCCAUCAUUAUAUGGCAGUUGCUCUCAAAACUCCAAUGGCGAAAGAUGGAGUUGGCAUCAAAAUGCCAAUGUUGCCCACAAAGGCCAGGCAUAGAGUCAUUGCAACACCUUUCCAUCCAAGGAGCGGGAGCAAUUAGUGUUUGGAGAGAAUUCGAUGAUUGGUUCGAAGGAUCCUCUCCACAAAUGCGGAUCAAUGAGACGAUCCCAUAUAGACUCGGGGUCUGGGCGUGGAGAACACAGCAAUCAAGGAUCCUCAGCCAUGCCAUGUCGUACCUCAUUAUGUGGUUCUUAUGGGUAAAAUGCAAUAGGAGCCGGCACCAAAUGACACAGUUCAAGCCGUUUAAUGUGGUUUGGCAGGUUCAGACUUAUAUCCGAAACAAUAUGGCCGUUGGAAAUACCAAGUCGAAACACUGGAAGGGUGUGAGGCUUAAGAUGAAUAUCCCGAGUGAGGCCGAGACAAGAUUGCCGAGGCCCCUCGCCAUGCCGGUCAAAUGGCACCCCCCAGAUCGGAGGACGAUUAAAAUCAACACAGACGGUGCCUACUCGGAAGCAACGGGUAAAGCGGGAGGGGGAGGACUUAUCCGAAACUCCUUGGGGAGGCUGAUCCUCGAGUUUUCCGCGCCACUAGACGCCCAAUCGUCAUUGGAGGCGGAGCUCAAAGCCGCCCAACUUGGACUGACCUUGGCACAGGAAUUCAAACAACCAAUGUGGCUCGAGCUGGACUCGGAGCAAGUGAUUAAGUUGAUCAGCGGCACAGGCUGGGGUUCGGCCCAUCUUCGACAAGAGGUUGCUCGGCUAAGGGUCCUCAAGCGCCAAAGUUCAGACUUAUAUCCGAAACAAUAUGGCCGUUGGAAAUACCAAGUCGAAACACUGGAAGGGUGUGAGGCUUAA
Salvia splendens (bonfire salvia) is the source of this 1308-nucleotide messenger RNA. RefSeq lists its product as uncharacterized. NCBI's taxonomy places the organism in Eukaryota, Viridiplantae, Streptophyta, Magnoliopsida, Lamiales, Lamiaceae. The transcript is spliced from 2 exons. The coding region runs from base 1 to 1308 and encodes 435 amino acids. The record is from RefSeq and is a predicted model, not a curated record. Gene Ontology annotation, molecular function: nucleic acid binding; RNA-DNA hybrid ribonuclease activity.